AUGAUGGAGGAGGACGAGACGAAUUGGGCCAUCUACCUGUUCCUGGUUAAAUGCAUGAUCAGCGUUUCCACCUGCCUGCUUCUUUGCUUUAUCGUGGCCUUCCAUGCCAAAGAGGUCCAGGGUCAAAGGAGGACCAAGUGGGCCAUCUACCUGUUCCUGGUUAAAUGCAUGAUCAGCGUUUCCACCUGCCUGCUUCUUUGCUUUAUUGUGGCCUUCCAUGCCAAAGAGGUCCAGCUGUUCAUGACGGACAACGGGCUCCGGGACUGGCGCGUGGCGCUGACCCGGCGGCAGGCGGCGCAGAUCGCACUGGAGCUGGCGGUGUGCGGGCUGCACCCGGCGCCCGUGCGGGGCCCGCCGUGCAUGCCGCGCGGGGCGGCGCCCACCUGGCCGGGCUUCCUGGGUCAGGAGGAGGCGCUGCUGUCGCUGGCCAUGCUGCUGCGCCUCUACCUGGUGCCCCGCGCCGUGCUCCUGCGCAGCGGCGUCCUGCUCAACGCGUCCUACCGCAGCAUCGGCGCCCUCAACCAGGUCCGCUUCCGCCACUGGUUCGUGGCCAAGCUGUACAUGAACACGCACCCGGGCCGCCUGCUGCUCGGCCUCACGCUCGGCCUGUGGCUCACCACCGCCUGGGUGCUGUCGGUGGCCGAGAGACAGGCCGUUAAUGCCACUGGCCACCUUCUGGACACGCUGUGGCUGAUCCCCAUCACCUUUCUGACCAUUGGCUAUGGGGAUGUGGUGCCAGGGACCAUGUGGGGCAAGAUUGUCUGCCUCUGCACUGGGGUCAUGGGUGUCUGCUGCACAGCCUUGCUGGUGGCCGUGGUGGCCCGGAAGCUGGAGUUUAACAAAGCAGAGAAGCACGUGCACAACUUCAUGUUGGACAUCCAGUAUGCCAAGGAGAUGAAGGAGUCGGCCGCCCGGGUGCUGCAGGAGGCCUGGAUGUUCUACAAACACACGCGCAGGAAGGACUCGGGAGCCGCCCGCAGGCACCAGCGCAGGCUGCUGGCCGCCAUCAGCACGUUCCGCCAGGUGCGGCUGAAACACCGGAAGCUCCGGGAACAGGUGAACGCCAUGGUGGACAUCUCCAAGAUGCACAUGAUCCUGUGCGACCUGCAGUCGGGCCUGAGCAGCUCUCACCGAGCCCUGGAGAAACGCAUCGAGGCGCUGGCGGGAAAGCUGGACACCCUGACCGAGCUGCUCAGCACUGCCCUGGGCCCUCGGCCGCUGCCAGAAUCCAGCCAGGAGGCCACGUAGCUGGACGUGUGGAGGAGGAACCGGGCUACUCAUCCAAGAUGAGACCAAGGGCAUCCACCCUGGCCUGCUCCUGACCCAGCCCCUCCCAUGGACAGUACACCUCAAGUGCCACACCUCAAGUGCCGGGGAUUGAAGGGACCCCGCCUCUGGGGGUGGGUGGACUCCCUGGUGGCCGCUGGAAGGACCACUGGUUGAAGGAGGGAAGCCUUGGCCCACCCCUGCAUCCCCUAAUGGGCAAUUGGGCACUGCCCCCACUACACACAUGCCCCUUCGUCAGAAUCAUGAUCACUAUGCUGCUAUAAAUGAAGGUAGAAGUGGAGGUGUCAGA
Molecule: messenger RNA, 1576 nt
Organism: Echinops telfairi (small Madagascar hedgehog)
Lineage: Eukaryota; Metazoa; Chordata; Mammalia; Afrosoricida; Tenrecidae
Gene: KCNN4
Product: potassium calcium-activated channel subfamily N member 4
Exons: 10
Coding region: 1-1248 (415 amino acids)
Biological process (GO): potassium ion transmembrane transport
Cellular component (GO): plasma membrane; neuron projection; neuronal cell body
Molecular function (GO): calmodulin binding; small conductance calcium-activated potassium channel activity; intermediate conductance calcium-activated potassium channel activity
Source: RefSeq, a predicted model, not a curated record